Molecule: messenger RNA, 1179 nt
Organism: Exophiala viscosa
Lineage: Eukaryota; Fungi; Ascomycota; Eurotiomycetes; Chaetothyriales; Herpotrichiellaceae
Product: putative hscarg dehydrogenase
Exons: 3
Coding region: 130-1164 (344 amino acids)
Cellular component (GO): nucleus
Source: RefSeq, a predicted model, not a curated record
GUUGAGCAUCGCGAUAUGUAUCAAGAUACAUGUGUCGAUAUAAAAGCUCAUGUCCCUGCUUGAUGUCAAUGACCAUGCUAGUGCAACAAAUCCGCCGGAGAGAUCUCAAGAACUUGCUCGUUUUCCGCCAUGACAAAAGUCAUUGCUGUUGUAGGGGCGACUGGAUCGCAGGGCGGCUCCGUAGCCAGGACGUUUCUGAAGAUCCCUGGCUGGGAAGUCCGCGGCAUCACACGGAACCGCAAUUCAGCAGCUGCUCGUGAGCUCGCUGAGCUUGGUGUCAAGAUCGUCGAAGCAGAUCUUGACGACGUUGCGUCUGUGGAGUCUGCGUUUUCCGGAGCAAGUGCCAUCUUCGGCGUAACUGAUUUCUGGCAAUUCGUCCAGUCUCCGAAGACCCAUGAAUUAGCGAAGUCCGAGAACAUCACCUGGAACGAGGCUUGCUUUCGUCUCGAGUUGCAGCAGGGUAUCAACAUCAUCGAUGCGGCGGUCAAGGUCGCGAAAGACUGCGUACUGGAAAGGCUCGUCUUAAGCACGCUCAGCGACGCCAAGAGAGCCUCCAAGGGCAAGUAUACUUGGGUCUACCACUAUGAUGGCAAGGCCCAGUUUGUGCAGUACCUCGAGAUGAAGGCACAAUCCGAGCCCGAGUACCGACAAUUGUUGGAGACGACGAGUUACGUCCAGAUGGGGUUUUACCUGGAUAACUGGAAGAUGACUCCCCUCUUCGCGCCACAGAAGCAAGCGAAUGGGUCCUAUGUGUGGUAUAUGGUCCAUGGGAAGAGUCCUAUUGAGCACGAGCAUCCACUUCCGGUGGUGCACCCACCAACCGAUACAGGCCCAUUUGUGGAAGCUCUCGUGUUGAAGGCGCCCCCAGGGACCACGGUGCUCGGAACCUCCAAGUUGUUCAAGUUUUCAGAGUUCGUAAAACUGUGGGGUGGUAUUCUCAAGGUGGAAGCUGGCAUCCAGGAAUUGUCGAUCGAAGAUCUAGACGCGAAAUUCCCGGGCGGAUUUGGUCGUGAGGUGGGCGAGUCGGCCGCAUACGUGCGUGAGUACGGCUGGGAUGGCGGAGAGGGUGCUAUUCUACCAGAACAGGCUGGUGUGGACUUGGGUGCUCUGACUGAUGCGGAGACGUAUAUCAGAGAUACAGAUUGGAGUUCUGUGGUGAAUUGAGAUAGGAUAACAUCG